CCGAGGCACAGUCACUUGUUCACAACGCCGCGGCGAGUCAGCGAGCCAGGAUUUAAAGUCAGGUUGAUGGCGCUGACUGACAUCUGUGUCACAUUGGCUGCUUAUUAAUACUUUCAUCCUCAUUCCCUACCCUUCAGCCCCAUUACUGCCACCUCCCCUUUUGUCUACCCCACCUAGACCCUCACCAUACAUGUAAUGUAAAUAUGGAGUGGGCUUUUUCAGCUGAUCCCUAGGCUCUUGCCCUGCCCCCCACCAACCUGGCUUUCUCAGCCUUUGCCCCCAAACCCUCUCAUCCACAUUCUCCACCCUCCAAAUCCCAGCCUCCUGUCCAUCUCCUUGCUCUGUAUUUGCCCUGGCCAACCUCUUGAUCCGAAUUCCAGCGUUGCUCCAUCACACAUAUUCCCAGGCCUGCCUUGCUUUGAGCUUGUCUGGCUGUCCGGUUCAGGCCCCACUAUCUCACGUGCUCUGCCCUGCCAUUCACCCCUGGCAUCUCUCGGGUCUGAUGUGUAUCCCUCAGCCACCCUGCCCCUCUGUCCAGAGUCCUGCUACACUGUCCCACGCCUUACUAGUACCUUGCUGUGACUCUUAUUCCCCUGGGUGCCCUCACUCCCACGCCCCUUUUAUAAACCCCAGCAUGUGUUUAGUGAUCGAUCCAUCCCUGGCCUGGCCUCUCUUCUGUAUCCCUUGGAUUCCUCCAAGCAGCUUACCAACCACCACCCAGUUGGUCUCACAGUUCCACUCCGUCUUUCUCACACUGCCUUUGUCCUUCUCCUUGUCCCAGGAGAUCCACAUGGUGGGGGAACAGUGCUCCAGGGACCUCAUGGUGCCCUUGGGGCCCCGGCUACAGGCAUUUCCUGAAGAGCUCCUUCGACAACGGCCCGGCCACGAUGGAUGCCCUGAGUACCUGGUCCGGUGGAGUGUCCUGAAGUGUGGGGGAGCGGGCAAAGUGAGUGUGGGCGCCAAAGAGAAGGCAGAGCAUAUCCUCAUGUGGCUGUCAGCUCCUGAGGUCUACGCCAACUGCCCCCUGCUGUUGGGCGAGCGGGUGCUACUGAAGGGCCCUCCCCACGAGCCAGCUGGGCCUUCAGGAAACUUUCCCCGAGAUCCAGGAGGCCUGGAUGAAGUGGCCAUGGAAGAGAUGGAGGCUGAUGUGCGGGCGCUGGUGCGCAGGGCCGCCAGGCAGCUGACAGAAGGUGGACCGUCGAGCCUCACAGCUGCAGUGCUACACACUGUGCACGUGCUCAGCGCCUAUGCUAGCAUCAGCCCCCUCACCGGGGUCUUCAGGGAGACGGGCGCCCUGGACCUGCUCAUGCAGAUGCUGUGCAACCCUGAGCCUCAGAUCCGGCGGAGUGCCGGCAAGAUGCUGCAGGCCCUGGCUGCCCAUGAUGCUGGGAGUCGGGCUCACGUGCUUCUGUCGCUGAGCCAGCAAGACGGCAUUGAGCAGCACAUGGACUUUGACAGCCGCUAUACGUUGCUGGAGCUGUUUGCAGAGACCACAUCCUCAGAGGAACACUGCAUGGCCUUUGAGGGUGUCCACCUGCCUCAGAUCCCAGGGAAGCUGCUCUUCUCCCUGGUGAAGCGCUACCUGUGUGUCACUUCCCUGCUGGACCAGCUCAAUAACAGCCCAGAGGCAGGGGCUGGAGACCGUGGGACCCUCUCCCCCACCAAGAAGGAGUCCGGCCAGGAGAAGAGCCGAGGGCAGCGGGAGUUGGAGUUUGGUAUGGCUGUGGGCAACCUCAUCUGCGAGCUGGUGCGACUCAUGGGCUGGGCCCGGAACUUCAGGGAGCUGGGCCCGAUACCACCCCGGCCCAUCCGCUCCAUCUUUCAGCCCUGUACCUCAGGCCCCAACCUUGUCCUCCCCCCUGUGGUCCCCACUCCUCGAAAGCAAGGGCGGGCUUUCCGCCAGCGCUCCGAGUUCUCCAGCCGGAGUGGCUACGGUGAGUAUGUGCAGCAGAUGCUGAAGCUGGGGAUGCGCGUACGCAUGCUGGACGAUUACGAGGAGAUCAGUGCCGGGGAUGAGGGCGAGUUCCGGCAGAGCAACAACGGCGUGCCCCCUGUGCAGGUGAGUCUGCGGGGGUAGGAGGGGACGGGACACUGCAGGGACAUCCAUGCAGCAGGCUCUACCUGGCCACCCAAGAGGAGACUCCCAUAAGGGGGUUAGGAUGGUAAAUUGGGGUCAGAAGUUGACCCCCCUCAGGGAAGAGAGGCCAUGUGGAUGUGGAGGCUGAUACUAGGAAUUAGGGAAGUUGAGGGCCUGCUCGGGGAAGAGAGAAAUACUGUGAGAGUCUAGUGUGUAGCAGGAGUGACUCCCCUGGCUGUUAACAGGGCCUUUGGGUCUGUGAGUCCCUGAAAGGCACACCCCUUCUGUUGACAGACCUUGGGGGAAAAGGCCCUAGGUGAGAUCUCCGUGCCCACAGAGAUGGCCGAGAAUCUGCUCCAAGUUCUCCGCACUCGUUUUGAGGGCAACAUCCUCAGUGACCUGCUCAACUCCCCCAUCUACACUAAGUAUGCACGGCUGCCUGACGAACCAAGCAGCUCGCCGUCUUCACACACAAGUCACUCAUGUGCCUCAGAUCCAGAAGAGUUCAAGUCAGAGGCCGACUUCUCCGAAGAGGAGAUGGAGCCCCCCAAAGCCAAGGCUGAGUCUCCCGAGGCAGAGGCUGAACCUGCACAGGCCCAAGCUGAACCCCCCAUGGCUCAGAGUGAUUCGCAACUGUUUAACCAGCUUUUUGUGAGCGAGGGAAUGUCUCUGACCCUGGAGAUAAAGGAGGCAGCGAGUGAAAUGACUAGAGCCCUGCGGAAUCCGGGCCCACGGAGUUCCCUGGAUCAGCAGGUGGCGGCGGUCAUUGCCACUGUGCAGACGUCCAGCUUGGAGACACACCUGCAGCUUUCAGGGCUCUGUGCCCUUUCUCAGGUUGUGGAGGAGGUCACUGAGCGGGACCAUCCCUUGGUUCAUCCUGACAGAUCCCUGAGAGAGAAGAUGGUGAAAACCGUGGUGGAACUGCUGACCAACCAGGUCAGAGAGAAGAUGGUGGUGGUGCUGACCCUACGCCUCCUGUACUUGCUCAUGACCAAGCAUGAAUGGCGCCCACUCUUUGCCAGGGAGGGUGGCAUCUACGCCGUGCUGGUUUGCAUGCAGGAAUAUAAAACCUCCAUUUUGGUCCAGCAGGCGGGGCUGGCGGCACUGAAGAUGCUGACAAUCACCGGCUCCUCUGAGAUCCCCACUUUUGUUACCAGCCGAGAUUCCGUCCACCCUUUGUUUGACGCCCAGAUGACCAGAGAGAUCUUUGCCAGCAUCGACUCAGCCACCCGCCCGGGCUCAGAGAGCCUGCUCCUUACUCUUCCUGCAGCUGUGAUCCUGAUGCUAAACACUGAGGGGUGUGCUUCUGCAGUGAGAAAUGGCCUGCUCCUGCUCAACCUGCUCUUGUGCAACCAUCACACUCUGGGAGACCAGAUUAUCACCCGGGAGCUGAGGGACACCUUGUUCAGGCAUUCGGGGAUUGCACCAGGGACAGAGCCAAUGCCCACCACACGCACUAUCCUCUUGAUGCUUCUCAACCGCUACUCAGAGGCGCUGGGCAGCCCUGAGCAUGCAGCACUGGAAACCUCUGGCUCCCAGGGCCAGCAAGGGUCCCCUGAGCUACUGAUUCGAUCCAUAGUGGGGGCCCCAUCUGCAGAACUCCUCCUGGACUUGGAGCGGGUAUUGUGCCGUGAGGGUGGCCCAAGGGGUGCUGUGAGGCCCCUCCUCAAGCGCCUGCAGCAGGAGACCCAGCCCUUCCUGCUGUUACUUCGGACUCUGGACGCCCCGGGGCCCAACCAAACUCUGCUGCUGACUAUGCUGAGGGUCAUGACCCACCUGCUGGAUUUCCCUGAGGCAAUGGUGCUCUCCUGGCAUGAGGUCCUGGAGCCCUGUCUCAACUGCCUGAGUGGCCCCAGCUGUGACUUUGAGAUUGUUCCGGAGCUGGUCUGCUUCCUGCACCGCCUGGCCUCCGUGCACAAGGACUAUGCCGUGAUGCUCUGCUGCCUGGGAGCCAAAGAGACCCUCUCAAAAGUCCUGGAGAGGCACUCAGCCCAGCUACUGCUGGGGUGUGAGCUCCGGGACCUGGUAACAGAGUGUGAAAAGUACGCCCAGCUCUACAGAAAGCUCCCCUCCAGCAUCUUGGCGGGCUGCAUCCAGAUGGUGCUGGGCCAGAUUGAAGAUCACAGACGAACCCACCAGCCCAUCCACAUUCCCUUCUUCGACGUGUUCCUGAAGUACCUCUGCCGGGGCUCCAGCGUGGAAGUGAAGGAGGACAAGUGCUGGGAGAAGGUCGAGGUGUCUUCCAACCUGCACCGGGCCAGUCGGCUGACGGACCGGAACCCCAAGACCUACUGGGAGUCCAACGGCAGUGCCGGUUCCCACGCCAUCACUCUGCACAUGCACCGUGGUGUUCUUGUGAGGCAGCUGACUCUGCUGGUGGCCAGCGAGGACUCCAGUUACAUGCCGGCUCGGGUGGUGGUGCUGGGGGGUGACACUGCCAGCUGUAUCACCACUGAGCUUAACACGGUCAACGUGCUGCCCACUGCCAGCCGGGUGGUCCUCCUGGAAGGCCUGAACCGCUUCUGGCCCGUCAUCCAGAUCCGCAUAAAGCGCUGCCAGCAGGGUGGCAUCGAUACCCGGGUUCGGGGUGUGGAGGUCCUGGGCCCUAAGCCCACAUUUUGGCCACUGUUCCGGGAGCAGCUAUGUCGACGCACAGCUCUCUUCUACACGGUCCAGGCGCAAGCCUGGAGCCAGGACAUAGCAGAGGACCGCAGACGCCUCCUACAGCUCUGUCCCAGGCUGAACAAGGCUCUGCGCCACGAGCAGAGUUUUGCUGACCGUUUCCUCCCCGACGAGGAGGCUGCGCUAGCACUGGGCAAGACGUGCUGGGAGGCGCUGGUCAGCCCGCUGGUGCAGAACAUCACCUCCCCUGAUGCUGCGGGAGUGAGCUCCCUGGGCUGGCUGCUGACCCAGUACCUGGAACAAAGACAGAACUCUCGAAGGCCCCUCAGUCGAGCAGCACCCUUUGCCUCUCGCGUCCGUCGUCUCUGCCACUUGCUGGUGCAUGUGGAACCUCCUCCCGGGCCUUCUCCUGAGCUGUGCCCUCGUCCCUUCAGCAAGAACAGUAAGGGUCGGGAUCGGGGCCUCGUGCCUCCCCCAGUUCUUCCAAGCAGCAGCCUGAGGAACAUCACCCAGUGCUGGCUGCGUGUGGUGCAGGAGCAGGUCAGCAAGUUCCUGACUGAAGCCUGGGGAGCCCCAGAGUUUGUGCCUCGCUACUGCCAGCUCUAUGAGCACUUGCAGAGAGCAGGCUCCGAGCUGUUUGGGCCUCGGGCCGCCUUCACCCUGGCUCUGCGCAACGGCUUCUCAGCUGCUCUGCUGCAGCAGUCCUUCCUCACCGCUGCUCACAUGAGCGAGCAGUUUGCCAGGCACAUCGACCAGCAGAUGCAGGGCAGCCUGAUUGCUGGAGCCCCAGGGGGGGACAUGCUGGGGCGCCUGCAGCGGCAGCUGGAGCCCAUCAUGGUCCUUUCGGGUCUGGAGCUGGCCACUACUUUUGAGCACUUCUACCAGCACUACAUGGCGGACCGACUCCUGGGCCUGGGCCCGAGCUGGCUGGAGGGGGCUGUGCUGGAGCAGCUUGGUCCCUGCUUCCCCAACCGCCUCCCCCAGCAGAUGCUGCAGAGCCUGCGCACCUCUGAGGAGCUGCAGCACCAGUUCCACCUCUUCCAGCUUCAGCAGGUGGACCAACUGCUUUUGGAGCAAGAGGAUGAGGAGGAAGAGCAAUCAGAGGAAGAGGAGGAGGAAGAAAAGGAAGAAGAGGCUGAGAAAGAGCUAUUUGCUGAAGAUACAAGCCCAACAGUUUCUGUCCUGGUCUUGUCACCACGCUGCUGGCCAGUCUCCCCACUCUGCUACCUGGCUCAUCCCAGAAAGUGCCUUCCCACAGCAUUCUGUGAUGCCCUUGACCACUUCUCCAACUUCUACAACCAGAGUCAGAACCAUCCUGUCCUAGACAUGGGCCCACACCGACGGCUGCAGUGGACGUGGCUGGGCCGGGCGGAGCUGCAGUUUGGCGACCAGACCCUGCAUGUGUCCACCGUGCAGAUGUGGCUGCUGCUGCACUUCAAUCAGAUGGAGGAGGUGUCCGUGGAGACCUUGUUGAAGAAUUCAGACCUCUCUCCAGAGCUGCUGCUCCAGGCACUUCUGCCUCUCACCUCGGAGAAGGGCCCUUUGAGCCUGCAUGAGGGCCAGGACUUCCCCAAUAGGGGUGUGCUGCGGCUCCGUGAGCCUGGGCCCCGGCCCAACGAGGAGGCGCUGUGGCUGAUACCCCCCCAGCAGUACCUGAGUGUGGAGAAGGAUGAAGGGCGAACCCUGGAGCAGAAGAGGAACCUCUUGAGCUGCCUUCUCGUCCGAAUUCUCAAAGCCCAGGGGGAAAGGGGCCUUCACAUUGACCAGCUCGUUUGUCUGGUGCUGGAGGCCUGGCAGAAGGGUCCAAACCCACCCGGAAGUCUGGGCCGCUCCGUUCCGGGGGGUGUGGCCUGUACCAGUACAGAUGUUCUCUCCUGCAUCCUGCACCUCUUGGGCCAGGGCUACAUGAAGCGGCGUGACGACCGGCCGCAGAUCCUGGUGUAUGCGACCCCAGAGCCCACAGGGCCCUGUCGGGGUCAGGCAGAUGUCCCCUUCUGUGGCAACCAGAGUGGCACGGCCCCCAAGCCCAGCCCAGAGGCUGUGGCUGCGCUGGCUUCCCUUCAGCUGCCUGCAGGCCGCACCAUGAGCCCUCAGGAGGUGGAGGGGCUCAUGGAGCAGAUGGUGCGGCAGGUGCAGGAGACACUGAGCCUGGAGGCAGACGUGGCUCAGCACCUGCUGGCUCAUUCCCACUGGGGCGCCGAGCAGCUGCUGCAGAGCUACAGCGAGAACCCUGAGCCGCUGCUGCUGGCAUCUGGGCUGAGCGUCCCCCAGGCCCAGACCCCCCCUGCCCGCCCUGCCCAGUGUCCGGUCUGCAUCAGCCCCCUGGAGCCCGACGACGAUCUGCCCUCUCUCUGCUGCAUGCACUCCUGCUGUAAGUCUUGCUGGAAGGAGUAUCUGACAACUCGAAUUGAGCAGAACCUCGUGCUGCACUGCACCUGCCCCAUUGCUGACUGCCCUGCCCAGCCCACUGGGGCCUUCAUUCGAGCCAUUGUCUCCUCCCCGGAGGUCAUCUCCAAGUACGAGAAGGCCCUCCUUCGGGGCUACGUGGAGAGCUGCUCCAACCUGACCUGGUGCACCAACCCCCAGGGCUGCGACCGCAUUCUGUGCCGCCAGGGUCUGGGCAGUGGCACCGCCUGCUCCAAGUGUGGCUGGGCCUCCUGCUUCAGCUGUAGCUUCCCUGAGGCGCACUACCCCGCCAGCUGUGGACACAUGUCUCAGUGGGUCGACGACGGCGGCUACUACGACGGAAUGAGCGUGGAGGCCCAGAGCAAGCACCUGGCCAAACUCAUCUCCAAGCGCUGUCCCAGCUGCCAGGCCCCCAUCGAGAAGAACGAGGGGUGUCUGCACAUGACCUGUGCCAAAUGCAACCAUGGGUUCUGCUGGCGCUGCCUCAAGCCCUGGAAGCCAAAUCACAAAGACUACUACAACUGCUCGGCCAUGGUCAGCAGAGCCGCUCGCCAGGAGAAGCGGUUCCAGGACUACAACGAAAGGUGCACCUUCCACCACCAGGCCCGGGAGUUUGCUGUCAAUUUGCGGAACCGGGUAUGUGCCAUCCAUGAGGUGCCUCCGCCAAAAGCCUUCACCUUUAUCAUUGAUGCCUGCCGAGGACUGGAGCAGGCUCGCAAGGUGCUGGCCUACGCCUGCGUGUACAGCUUCUACAACCAGGACGCCGAGUACAUGGACGUGGUGGAGCAGCAGACAGAGAACCUGGAGCUGCACACCAACGCCCUGCAGAUCCUCCUCGAGGAGAGCCUCCUGCGCUGCCGAGACCUGGCCUCCUCGCUGCGCCUGCUGCGGGCCGACUGCUUGAACACGGGCCUGGAGCUGCUGCGGCGCAUCCAGGAGCGGCUGCUUGCUAUCCUGCAGCACUCGGCCCAGGACUUCCGGGUUGGUCUCCAGAGCCCCUCGUGUUUCGAGCCCCGGGAGGCGAAAGGCUGCAACGUGCCCGGCAGUCAGCCCCAGGGCUCCAAGGGGCUGGAGGUGGAGGACGAGGACGAGGCACCAGCGUGGAGGCAGGACGAGUUUGACGAGGAGCUCGACAAUGACAGCUUCUCCUACGACGAGGAGUCUGAGGACUUGGGCCGCGAGGUUUUCUUCUUCGGCGACGAGGAUGAGGACGAGGAUGAGGCCUAUGACUGAGGGCCAGACCCAGGGUGGCAACGCCCGCCCUCUGCUGUUCUUGGGGGAGCAUGGCUCCCCAGCACCGGUGGCACUUUUUUCUUGACUGAAUAAACUUUUUUCACAGACCUCCCUGGAGGGCAGCUUCGCCAAGGGCCAGACUAUUAUGCACUGUUCUCUGUCGACCUCUGUCCUUAGAAAGGAGUCCAGAGCUGAUUCAGGGAGACGAGGCCCACAUGGUCCAGAGCCGGUACAGGUGACACUGCCCGACUGGCCCCACUUCGGAGCCCUGGGGAGAGAUGGCUGCCCAACCCCUGCCUUCCCCAGGACCCGGCUGUGUAUGUGAAGGGGCGGGGUGCCAGAGCGAGCCUUCUCCUGGAGGCCUUCAAACUUUGACCAGGUCUCUGGUGUGAAAUGAAGAGGGUGCAAGGGCUACUGAGGACCGCCCCCCCCCCCCCAGAGAGACAGACAGACAGACACACACACACAGAAUGUUGAUCUUUAAUCAGACGCAGGGAUGGGGCCAGGAAGGAAUCCCGGGGUGAGGUCAAGUAGUUGGAUCAUGGGAGGCAGCCGCGUGCUGCGGAGGGUCGGCCUCAAAGUAGCGGUCCAGCAUGGCCUCCACCUCGGCCUCCUCGUAGUCCCACACCUGGACCCUCGAGCCGUCGGCUGCUCCUCGGACCAUCGCUGACAGCACUGGGGAGGGCGGGGCAAGGUGAUGGCACCCCCUCCACACCCCACCCCAUGCUGCAUUCAGAGCCCACCAGGACAGGAGAUAAGGGGUGACAGGUGUCAGAAUGGGGGGUGGGCAUAGGAGGGGCACCCAGGACUUGGGGUGCUGACCUCGGCCAGUCUGUGGGCGGAACAGGCACAGGAUUUGCUUGUUGAGGGCCAUGGCCCGGCCCAGCUCAUAGCCAACACCCAAGGACGGCUGCGUCACUUCUGCCACAACCACUGGGGAGAAAGGAGACUGAGGCGAGGCCCUGUGUUUGGCACUUGGCGACUGCAGGGCAGGGAUGACACAUGCUGGCAGCGGAGAAGGGAGUGCUAGGGAGACCUGCUGGGCAUGCAAAACAGGGACGUCCAGGAAGACCACCCUCCCGGAGGAGUCUGGGUAGAGGGAACCCUGCUCACCAUCUGCCUGCUGCAGCCAGGCCAGGUCCCGCUCAUGAAUGAACCUGUCGCCUCCUGCAAUAGCCUCCUCCCCUGUCGGGAUGGGAACUCAGGUCAAGGACAGGCUUGCUCCCACCUGUGCUGCACAACACACUUGGAGAGAGGUCUCCCCACAUGGAGAUUCCCAGGAGAGGAGGGCAACGGAAUUAUCUACAAGAAUAAAAACUCCUGCAUGAUGA
Echinops telfairi (small Madagascar hedgehog) is the source of this 9669-nucleotide messenger RNA. RefSeq names its product cullin 9 (gene CUL9). Gene Ontology annotation, cellular component: cullin-RING ubiquitin ligase complex. Gene Ontology annotation, molecular function: zinc ion binding; ubiquitin protein ligase binding. Lineage: Eukaryota; Metazoa; Chordata; Mammalia; Afrosoricida; Tenrecidae. The transcript is spliced from 38 exons. The record is from RefSeq and is a predicted model, not a curated record. Gene Ontology annotation, biological process: ubiquitin-dependent protein catabolic process.